UCACCGCAUGUAGGGAAGGGCGCUGUUGCAGCGCAGCCAUUACGGCUGCUUCCAUCGUAUCUCCCGGGGGCGAAAUUACCGCACCAUCUAUUUGGGAUCCAGGUGGAAAGGUGGAAACACGUAUCCACCCGCUAAGACGGACGUGCCAUACCAGAAGGCUACACAGUAGAUGACAUGCAGACUUCUCUCCUUUGUUUCAAUCGCAAAUGUAGCUUCCUGGUGGACACAUUCUACACGCCCUACACGAAGCAACCGAGCUUCAAACAGUUCCAGCGUAGCCGGCACUCACAGAGCAGAAGCCGCACGCGCCGCGUGCGCGACAGCAACACGGUCUGGAUGAAGGUAAAACAGAACCCUACUAUGACUGUGUCAUGGCAGUCACGAUUGAGGACAACGAAAUGUUGGGAACAAAACAUGAUAGAUAAUGGAGAACGAUAGAGAAAAUCGUAGUAAGAAGCAACUGUAUCCAAACAGCAGGACACAGUGGUACAGUGCUCGCUGGAGCAUGCAGUGUUUGGUUGGAAGCGGGCACACAAUACCAUAUGCAGGGUGACAGAUGUGAAGUCCAACAAUAUGCUCACAAAUUAAAGCUCUGCGUCCAGAGCCGAAGGAAGUUGCUAGAUCUCCUGGUAACGGCGCCAUUGCUGGGCUUUUUAAAAAUGGCGUCCCCCUUGCAUUACUGAUUGAGAUUCGUCCAUUCCGGGGCGCGCCCACACGGACACUGAUCCAUGCCGACGCGUAGACUCUAGUAGGUUGAAGCUCUGUUUCCUGGCGUUCGAAAUGAAGGUAAAAGGAAGCGGAUGACCUCAGUUGAGGCUCCACUUCGUCUAUUGUCCUGCCUUUUUUCUUUGUUUCACGUGGUGACGCCCCCUGUUACCAGUGGGUCGAUGCCGAACGGCGUACGCGACGCCUCCGUGCUGUUUGAGGGCAUGGUCGACCCUGAAAAGCUACUCUGAAUGUGCAAAUAGCGUUUGUGGAUUGGGCUGCUGCUCUCUCCAACUCAACAAUACACUUGAAGUACCUGAGUCGAUGACCAGCUCCGAGAGGGGCUAGAUAACCCGUCUGGUGGCCGCGAUACGCGAAGACGUGAGAUGUUCCGGCAACAUGGAUAUCCGGUAUACAGAAGAACGCGGCGACCACUGCCAGCUUCCCACGUACGACCGUUUGCUGUUGAUCCAGCCACAGUCCCUGCAAGUCGUCGAUAGCAUCCGCGGUGUCAUACAACAGAGGCUUACUGGGGCCGGCGAGGGAGCGGGAGUACAAAGCGGGAUCCAAACAGGAAGACCUACUUUCAUUGGUGCCGCGGUUGCUGGUAUUGGUUCUGUUCCACGAUACAUCGCUGCUGCUCAGCAACAAAAAGCUCUGGUGGCCUUUUGGGAUAUCAAAAAGGAGGCCAUUGCGUAUCAAGUCGCAACCCCAGAAGUGAUGACCACACUUGCGUUCCAUCCUAAUGGAAGUUUGCUGUUCGCUGGCAGCCGUACUGGCUGUCUGUACUGCUGGCAGCUCUCCGGCGUGGUGCCACUUUCAACGACGGCGCUGCGUGUGAGGUCUUCGGAAGGGGCGUCGCUUCUUCGAAGGUGUUGGCCUGCCCACUACGGGGCAUGCGCAGCACUCCUUGUUGAGGAAGACAGAAUCAUCAGCGGUGGGACCGACGGCAGCAUUAAACAGUUCUCUUUAUAUGACAUUCUUUCAACAAGCAAAGAUUCGGAGAACGGACAAGCGAUGCAGACCGCCGACUGCGCUGUGACAGUAUCUCAGAGUUGGUCCGGUCACUCACAGGCGGUCACUGCCCUGUGUGCUCCUUAUCGCGUAUCAGAGGUAUCCGGAGUUCGCGCCGUCUCUCUAGUGUCCUCUGCGCUUGAUCGCACUAUAAAGGUGUGGAGUCAGCAUAGUGGCAGCCCCCUUGGAACGUUUCUUUUACCAGCACCAAGUCGCUGCGUGAUUGUGAAUACGUUAGAAGCGGCACCAGUCAUAUGCGCGGCGUGCGAUGAUGGUCUCGUUCACCUUUUACCUCUGAGCGCUACGACCACCACCGAUGGAGCCUCCCAGCAAAAUGUUGAUUCACAGGCGGAUGCAUCCUCACUGAAGGACCUCGGUGGGAAUCGCAGUGAAACCUGCAGUGAGGCGCCGACUGCUCAUACGCGACACCUCAGGGGUCACACUGGGGCCGUGAUCAGUUGUGUACUGCUGAGCGAUAAUAAACUUGCCAGCUGUGCAGCGGAUGGCGUUCGGUUCUGGGACCUUGUCUCCGGCGCAACCAUUAAGCAUAUCAGUCAUGUUGGUGGUCUGCUUACGGGAAUGCACGUUUUGAGUACCUCGACUGAUUGUAACCUUCUUGUUCUUCCACCUCUGGCGCCGCUGCGACGUGCCCUGGCUCAGCCGAGUGAAACUGGGACAGUCCGUAUCUUGGACAGAGGCGCAAUGCGGCGACAAAUGCGCCACAGCCAGCGGAGAGCGCCUUACUGCUCCCAUGCGGAGCAGGCAUGGCGCGGAUGCCGUCAUACAGGCCCGCGUGCGUGGUUCCGUUAUUUUGACGCUGUUCAAUCACGAGUUCCCUGCACGGAAGAAAUGCAGGCGGUGCCAUAAUGCAGGAGGCGUCAGAACCUCAUGACACUCCGUAGACGAACCAAGUUGCUGCGUGAGUAUGUGAUUUGCUGCCGCUAGGCAACAUUCGUUGGCUGCUGCUAAAACGUUACAAACAAAUAAGGAUUAGUGAUCUGCGUGAGCCUCCAGAGCAGAGCGACUGCUGCGCGUAUUUACUACCUCAUGGCUGGGUUUAUUUUAAGGAUGCAUCUCCAGGGAGACCGGCUCUUCGUUUCCGGUCGACUUACCGUUUGUGACGUGCGCGCGUGAUUUUCUGGCCUCGGGGCUUCCGCGCUUCACACGAAGUACACGGAUGCACGCUGCCAACUGCACCAUCCAUUACUACGUGCACCUGGCCUGGAGCAUCCAGCUUUCAGGGAUCGCGCAGCAUCUGGUUUUUGCGUCCCUCGGGCCUAUCACGUUUUUAACUUUGGGAAUCGGUAUUCAACGUAGGCCGAGGGAUAAAUUUGUGGUAGUCCUCCCUGCAUCUAGGUGUUUCACCGCAUCGAACGUAUAACCAACAGUUUAAAAAUUUUGGCCGAACUUCGUGCAAUCAACUGUAAUAAUGAAAACUGUCCGUCUGUACAGCAACUUGCUGUUUCGAGUUCAUUG
Molecule: messenger RNA, 3195 nt
Organism: Toxoplasma gondii ME49
Lineage: Eukaryota; Apicomplexa; Conoidasida; Eucoccidiorida; Sarcocystidae
Product: WD domain, G-beta repeat-containing protein
Exons: 6
Coding region: 1105-2586 (493 amino acids)
Biological process (GO): DNA-templated DNA replication; rRNA processing
Cellular component (GO): nuclear pre-replicative complex
Molecular function (GO): protein binding
Source: RefSeq, a predicted model, not a curated record